AGAGACAAGCGAUGGGAGAAAUAACGAGAGGCCAAAAACAGAAAAGUGCAGACGAUGGAAUUGAUACGACAACGAUCCUGGUAUAGGAGGAUGCUCGGAUAGAAGGCAAAGGAGAGGAAGGGUUUUUUCUGCUUCUCUUGGCACCUUGAGAGAGCCUCCUCUUUGGAUCACAGAAGAGUGGAGAGAGGGGAAGGAAAUCGGAGAUCAUCUCACUUUGCUUUUGGCCUCGGAGGUCUGUAUGCUAACAACUCGGAUCACAGCAGAUGUCUUAUUUCCGGACCAUGUUUUAGGGAAAUCUUUUCAACUUCUCUGCUCUUUUUUUUUUUCUCCCAAUGACGCACCAGUGUGGCAGCAUCCUUGCACCGUGUGCAGGUGCAGCAAGGAUGCUUGGAUGCUGUAAUAGCUAACCGAGCUCCAUUGCUGCUGCUGCUCCGCCACUACUCUGUGGGCCUACGGGACUGCCGGAAAAGCCUAGCCAUCUCUUGUCGGGACUGAGACGACGGCAAGCUCCUCGACUUCCCCCAGGGUGGAGGAGGAACCGGCGGAGGAUGAGGGGCACUGUUAGCCUGCAUGCGCAUGGGAUGCAGCCCGUACAAGAGCUGUAUUCAUCACUCCAGACGCAUUGCUGAGGCUUCCAUUCCUUUUAGAUGAUGCUAGUCAGACCUUCCAUAGCUAUUCCUCACGAGAAACUAUUUCACAAUUAGAGGCGAAGAAGUCAGCGGCCUGUGCUUCCCCUGAUACCGGGUUCAAGCAAGGCCUCCAACCUUCUUGCUACUUCUGAGUAAACUAGGCCUCUGUUGCUCUUUUUCUUGACAUUCUAAGGAUUUGCCAAAACCUGUUUCAUGCAUGUCCACUGGAGGCAGGUUUGACUUUGAUGAUGGGGGGUCGUACUGCGGGGGGUGGGAGCAGGGAAAAGCCCACGGUCGAGGGGUCUGCACGGGGCCACAGGGUCAGGGCGAGUACGCAGGAGCGUGGAGUCACGGCUUUGAGGUCCUGGGUGUGUACACAUGGCCCAGUGGGAACAGCUACCAGGGCACCUGGGCGCAGGGCAAACGGCACGGUAUCGGAGUGGAGAGCAAGGGCCGCUGGGAGUAUAGAGGGGAAUGGACACAAGGCUUUAAAGGCCGCUAUGGGCAGCUGGAGAGCACGGCCAGCGGCGCCCGCUAUGAGGGGACGUGGAGCAACAGUCUGCAGGAUGGAUACGGCACUGAAACCUACUCUGAUGGAGGAACCUACCAGGGCCAGUGGCUGGGUGGGAUGCGUCAUGGGUACGGUGUGCGGCAGAGCGUGCCAUACGGCAUGGCAGCCGUCAUCCUCUUCCCUCUGCGAACAUCCAUAAACUCUCUCCGUUCCGAGCACAACCACGGCCCCCCUGCUGUGUUCGAGGAUGGCACUGCCUCCACGCCCACGGAUGGAAUGGUGGCUGGGUUGGCUGGCAGCCCGGUGGGCCGAGGUGGCUUUGCCCUGACCGCUCCAAGUGAAGCUGAACGCCAGAGAAAGAGGAAAGGCCGCUUCCGGCAGUCUAUCCUAAGCGGACUGAAACUGCGACGCUCUGAAUCCAAAAGCUCACUGGCCAGUCAGCUCAGCAAGCAAAGUUCCUUCUGCAGUGAGGCUGGCAUGAGUACAGUCAGCUCCGCCGCCUCCGAUAUCCACUCCAAUGCUAGUGAGAACGAACAGAGUGCCCCCGUGGAUGCGACUGUGACAGAAAUGUACGCGGGCGAGUGGCGUAGCGACCACAGGGCCGGCUGGGGGGUGAGUCGCCGUUCGGAUGGCCUUCAGUACACAGGCGAAUGGGCGGCGAACAAAAGGCACGGGUACGGAUGCACCACCUUCCCAGACGGCACCAAGGAGGAGGGGAAGUACAAGCAGAACAUGUUGGUGAGCGGCAAGCGCAAGAACCUGAUCCCACUGAGGGCCAGUAAAAUUCGGGAGAAGGUAGACAGAUCUGUGGAGGCUGCUGAAAAGGCUGCAGAAAUUGCCAAGCAGAAAGCUGAGAUUGCCAUGUCAAGAAUGAGCCACGCUCGGGGAAAGGCGGAAGCGGCUGAGGGAGUUGCACAGAAGGCCGUGGAAGAAUGCCGACUGGCCAGGAUAGUAGCCAAAGAGCUCUCACCCUCCUUCUUCAUCUAUGGCAAUGGACUCGAAUGUCAGAGGCCUCAGCACCAAGACGCCAAGGACAAAGACCACGAGGUCAUCUCUACAGGAACAGACAGUCCGGAGCUGUGUACUCCCGACACCACACCGCCUGUAAUAACACCCGAGCUUAGCCCCGUGCUGAAUGUCUCCAUCUGUCCACCCCGCAGCCCACCCAAGCAUGUCCAUCGUUCUAGAAAUGCUUGCUUUAUGAGACAAAGUGCUGUGGAUGAUCAGGGUGGAGCAGAAAUCCAGGUACUUGUUGAAACGCGGGGGAUGGACCUAUUGAAGGGCGAGGCCAUCAACUGGGCAGAUGACAUGUACCCUGAUCGAGGAUGCGGCAGCCGCUCCACCACACCCUCUCUACUAGAAGAACAGGAGGGACAUAUGAAUGGCCACGAUCCAGCUCCUUUGUCCAACCACAAGCUACGGGAGAAAUCCCUGUCCAAUCACAAGGUCCGGGAGCACACUUCCUCCCAUAGAGCGUGGGAGCACUCUUUGUCCAACCAAAAGUCAUCCAAACAUGCAUCUUUCAAUCACAAAUCAAGGGAGUACACGUCAUCCAAUCACAAAACAUGGGAUCAUUCUUCUACCAACCAUAAGGCUUGUGAACAUGUCUCUUCCAACUACAGGCCGCAGGUGCACAUUUUGUCCAAUCACAAGGCCUUGGAACAUAACAUGUCCAAUCACAAGACAUCUGAGCAUGCUUCCAACAAUCACAACUCCCAAGAUUACAUAUCUUCCAAUCACAACCCCAAGGACCACGUUGCCUCUAGUUACAACCCCCGAGAGCAUGCCUUCUCCAACCAUCUAACGCAGCACAAUUCCUCCAACCACAAGCUGAGUGAGCAUGCUGUAAUUGACCAAAGGCAAGAUGGCCUCAACGAGGGUUGGACUGCAGAAAGCACCCUCAGGUGGAGCCCCGCCCACUCACGCCUUGCAGAGCAAGAUGAAGAGAGGAUGAAUGAAUACGCCGUUGAUUUGAGGCUUCAGUGUCCAGAUACGCAGAAAAAAACGGCGCCCAAAAACAACCGGCUGCGAUCCCGCGGUUUGAGACCAGUCAGAGAAGGAUCUAUGGACUCUGUCCAGAUGCUGGAUAAUCUGAGUGUGGGGGCGGAGCUUGAGGAAUGGCCACUGCAUCGGGACCUCACGCUAUCCCCGCCGCUUCAGUCUCAGCCCAUUGUUCUGGAGCAGGAAGGAGAGCUUCUUACCCUCAAAUCAAACUCAGGCUCCAGCUCCAUUCUGGUGGUUAUGGUCAUCUUACUCAAUAUUGGAGUAGCAAUUCUUUUCAUUCAUUUCUUUAUUUAAGCUUAUACAGGUAUGAUCAACAAAGACUUGUUGAUUACUGCAGUAUAUUAUAUUCUGACUUACCAAGAUGGAUGUUCUGCUUUUUUUCGACUGGAGCCCACAGCCUGAAUGACGGUUACAGCAGUGAAGAGGCUCAUCGAGUUCCUGCGUGACCGAUGCUCCUUUCAUAUGUGUAUUUUUUUUGCUUACAACCAUGAAAAAGGUGAUUGAAUAACACAGAAAGUGAAGGCUUUACACUACCGAGGCGUGUUUGGACACACGUGCAUGGGUGUCCAUUGCAUACUGUUACAUUGACUGGCACAGGCAGUUUUGGCCAGUUUUUUUGUCAAAAAUACAAAACCCAUGCUUCCUAAUUAUCAUGAAAAACAUGCUAACCAAGAGCACGAAAAUCAGCCUCCUUCCUGUAUUGCACAUACAAACCAACCUUUUGUCUUUUCACCAUUUCAUAUCUUGUUCACCUCAUUCACCAGUUUCCUACUGUCUGUUGUCACUAUGCGAUACAUCCAGAACUAUGCUGCAAGAGUAGAUUCCUUUAAAGGGCUCGGCCAUUAUGUUUUUUUAUUUAUACAAACCUAUUUGCAACUUUUGCAUGAGGCUGCGUGAAGCAUUAAAUAAAAUGCAUUGUCAAUCCCUUUAACAUCACCAUUCUGUCUGCAUUCGUUUGGAUUCCAGUCCGAGUGAUCACUUUGUGUACUUGUGUAACCCUGCGCGGUCCAGCCCCGCACACACCAGGACUCAAACCUAUGACCACACGCCAACCUCUGUCUGAGAGUCAAGCACGCGAGCCAAUAGGCUGAAAAUCUCAAGUGUUCAACUCGGGUUGCUAACUCCCUGAAAAAUGAACGAGGGACACCUUGUUGGCAGGGCCAGCCAACCAGUUCGUCUUCACUCCUAACGGUGGGAUUUAUUUUUGCAUUUUUUUAAAUAUGUUUCAAACCGUUUUUUUUGGUUUGGAGUAAUAUGAAUACAAAGGGGAACAUAUUUAAUUUUUCAGUGCAAAAUAACAACAUUAAUAGAGUAAAUCAAAUAGCUGUCUUUUGGCGUUUUCCUGUUCAAGUCGCCACAGCGAGACAAUCGCAUGAUUAAAUUAAUUUUUAUUCUGGAAACUUUUGCUGACACAUUUGUACCUGCGCUCUUUGCGUCUGAAGGCAGACGCUUGUACUGUUAAACUGCCAGAGAUGAACACAAGUUGACAAAUUCUGUUACAGUGGUACUUCGGCUUACUGAUUUAAUUGGUUCUGUGAUGGAGUUUGUAACCCAAAAUGCUCAAAUUUCAAAUCAAUGUUUAUCAUUGAAAUUAAAGAAAUUUCUAUUCUGGGCCCUACUAGAACCCCACAAUUUAAACAUGAAGCAUACAUUUUUUGCCCAACCAGUCUACAUGUGCUUUGUGGACUUGGAGAAGGCAUUCGACCGUGUCCCUCGGGAAGUCCUGUGGGGAGUGCUCAGAGAGUAUGGGGUUUCGGACUGUCUGAUUGUGGCGGUCCGCUCCCUGUAUGAUCAGUGUCAGAGCUUGGUUCGCAUUGCCGGCAGUAAGUCGGACACGUUUCCGGUGAGGGUUGGACUCCGCCAAGGCUGCCCUUUGUCACCGAUUCUGUUCAUAACUUUUAUGGACAGAAUUUCUAGGCGCAGUCAAGGCGUUGAGGGGAUCCGGUUUGGUGGCUGCAGGAUUAGGUCUCUGCUUUUUGCAGAUGAUUUGGUCCUGAUGGCUUCAUCUGGCCAGGAUCUUCAGCUCUCACUGGAUCGGUUCGCAGCUGAGUGUGAAGCGACUGGGAUGAGAAUC
Nerophis lumbriciformis (worm pipefish) is the source of this 5218-nucleotide messenger RNA. It is a transcript of the gene jph3a, whose product is annotated as junctophilin 3a. Gene Ontology annotation, cellular component: junctional membrane complex; plasma membrane; endoplasmic reticulum membrane. Gene Ontology annotation, biological process: regulation of synaptic plasticity. NCBI's taxonomy places the organism in Eukaryota, Metazoa, Chordata, Actinopteri, Syngnathiformes, Syngnathidae. The record is from RefSeq and is a predicted model, not a curated record.